This is a messenger RNA of Adineta ricciae, 1260 nucleotides long. NCBI's taxonomy places the organism in Eukaryota, Metazoa, Rotifera, Eurotatoria, Adinetida, Adinetidae. The record is from the annotation of a GenBank genome assembly.
AUGCGAUUAUUUUUAAAUGAUUUUCGUCAUUGUUCAAAUGUUUUCAUCACUCGUCAGUUUUCGUUAUCGUAUCGAAAUUCCAAUCUUUUUCAAAGUUUGUAUAAUCAUUUUCAAUAUGGAAAAAAAGCGAAGAAAUUGGCAUUGGAACGUGGCAUUGAUCUGAAUAAUUUAACUCCUGAACAACGAAUCAAACUUCAAUCGGUUAUACAACUGAAAAAAACUUUUCGUGUUGUGAAUGUCGUCAUGGCUUUGAUGGCAAUUACAGGAACAGUUAUUUGGUUUAGACGUCGACAAAGUCGAAUUGAAAUAAAUAAAGAAAUAAAUGAAGAAUUUCAACCUAUUUGGAUGGAUUUGAAAUAUUUCAAAGAAAAAUGUGCGUUGAUUAAAAAUUAUUUGUUACCGGAACAAAUCAUUGGAAAAUUAAAUGAAAUUGAACAUUUUCAAUUUAAUUCAAAUGAUUGUAUUUGCGCAUCAUUUCCCAAAUCUGGAACAACAUUAAUUCAGGAAAUUGUUUAUUUAAUACAAACAAAUUUCGAUUAUGAAUCAGCGAAAAAAAUCGAUAUCUCAGAAAGAUUUGCUUUCAUCGAAUGGCCAACUGUGAAAUUACAAAAAUUUCCUCAAAAUCAACAAAGAUUCUUCAAAACUCAUCUUCCGCCCACAUUCUUUAAUGAAUCUUUCACUAAAGCCAAAAUCGUUUAUGUUUAUCGAAAUCCGAAAGAUGUAACUGUGUCAUUAUUUCAUUUUCUGCGUUCCAUCAACAUUGAAUUGACUUAUUCUGGACCGUGGAAUCAGUUUGUUCGAUCUUUUCUCAUCGAUGAAGUUUAUUAUGCACCUUGGUGGAGACAUGUCAAUGAUUAUUAUGCAAUGAAUGACACGAUUUGCUGUAUUUCCUAUGAAGAUUUGCUUAGAGAUUUUCGAGGAAGUGUUCGUCGAUUGGCGAAAUAUUUAGGAAAAGAAAAAGAAUUGACUGAAGAACAAUUGGAUAAAUUGGAAAAAUGGUGUUCGUUCGAUUCAAUGAAGAACAAUCCCAAAGUCAAUUAUGAUUGGUUUAAAGAUUGGGGCUUUGUGAAAAAAUCCUUCUCUUUCUUGAGAAAAGGUCAAAUUGGUGAUUGGUUGAAUCAUUUUGAUGUUCAACAAUCGAAAGAAUAUGAUCAGAUGGUUUCGACACGUCUUUCGCCCUUAAUUCCUCCUUUUAAUUAUGGAAUAUCUCAGGAAGAUCAACAAAAACUUUAUGAUUUCGAUGCCAAACGACAAACAUAG